CAAAGUUUCCGUAGCAUAACGGCUACAUUCAGUAGUUAAACCCAAAAUUUUAGCCUUGCGCUCUCGAAUCUUCGGGAAAAAAAAACCUCGUGAAUAUGUUCUGUUUUUAAGAUUCCCUUCUCCUUUCCUCCCGCCUUAAAAAAUGCUUUGCAGCUCAAUGGAUCCCCUUCUUCUUCGCUGUCUACCUUCUCCUCUCCACACGAAAUCUGACCAAAAUCAAGAAACUCAGCCUCACCCUAAUCCCAUACUCAACAGAUUUCAACAUGUCUCCUCUCCUCAAUCUCAAUCUCAAUCUCAAUUGAUUGGGGGAUAGCUGAGCAAUCAACAAUGGCGGACGAAUUCGACAGCUGUUCGUCCUCCGACGACGCGUUCAAGGAGAGCGCCACCCCGCUCUCGUCGGUGGCCGAGGCGUUCGAGGAUCUGGCGAUGGCGUUGAAGAGCAACGAGAAUUUGCGCCUCGGCACUUUCUGUGACGCCUGCGCGCUCGUCUCCGUCCUCUUCAGCUCCCUUGGGAUCGCCUUCAAGUUUGCCGAGUAUGAGUAUGUCUCAAAGGUAAACGACCUAUUGGAAGCAUCAAAGACGUUUGAUACUUUAAGCAGUAUAUUAGACUGUGAUGUUGCAAAUGACUCAGUCAAAAAGCCAGGAAGCCUCUCACGUCAUUUGCGGAGAGUUAGGCAGGGUCUUGAUCUAAUAAAAGCUUUGUUCGAAAACUUCCUAUCUUCUAGUGAUUGCUCAUUAAGAGAUGCUGCCUCAACUGCUUACACGCAAGUUUGUGCACCAUAUCACACGUGGACUAUUAGGAAAGCUGUCCAGUGCGAGGGAUGUACGCUUCUUCCACAAGAGCAACUGUUAUUGAGGCUAAAUGAAACUGAUGAAACAGUAGAAAAGGAGAUGAGGAGAUACAUUGUUGCCUCCACUCCCAUAAUAAAAUAUAUUGAUGAUCUUUACGUUUCAAGGGACAUUAGCCUGGACUGGUAAAUCAGUGUUAAUGAAGUAGCAGCUCUUGCAUUUUUGGAUCAGAAAAAGCUGCUUCUCAAUUUUCUGCCAAUUUGUGCAAUUUGUAUCUUAGUGAAGUUGUGACAAAAAAAAAAAAAAACAGUCAAUUUGUUGUAAUAGCCAAUUACAAUUUCCGAAAUUAGCACACUUCUUGUUUUACGUCUGAUCUUGUUGUGUAUUAUGUAAACUAGCACAAGUAUUCGCUAAGUUGUGAUUGAAGCAUUUUGACUUGAACUGUGUUAGCUCCAUAGGGAGGUGCUGCUACUUGUCUUUCUGAAGUAGAUAUUUUAUGUCUAAUAGCUUGUAUUACAAGAAAAAUAGCAAGGAACUUUCUAUG
Molecule: messenger RNA, 1333 nt
Organism: Asparagus officinalis (garden asparagus)
Lineage: Eukaryota; Viridiplantae; Streptophyta; Magnoliopsida; Asparagales; Asparagaceae
Product: ACD11 homolog protein
Biological process (GO): ceramide transport; intermembrane lipid transfer
Cellular component (GO): cytosol; cytoplasm; membrane
Molecular function (GO): ceramide 1-phosphate binding; ceramide 1-phosphate transfer activity
Source: RefSeq, a predicted model, not a curated record